AUGCUAAGAGCAUUGUUUGGUUAUGAAAAACACUUCCAGAUGGUUGACGACGUGUAUAAAACAGGAACCAUGGGUGAAGAGAAGUUAUCAAGACUUAUAACAUAUUUGAAGUCAAAGACGUCCACUGUACCAAGCACGCUCGACUAUCUAAGGGCAAGGGCAAGAGAGGAGGUGCAAGUCACGCAUAGGCUUAAGACCGGGUCAAGAGUUUUGAGGCAAAUUAUUGAUCAGCUGAGGGGGGUGUCCAUUUGCUAUGAGUCACGGAUGAUAAGGAUAUUUGCAGGGGUGAUUCAGGAGAUCCUGCAACUGAAGAAGGACGGCAACUUCGAGUACUCUGAUCACCAGGAAUUCCUAGAUGUAUUUAUACACUUCUUCAAGACUGUGCCGAUUAGAGCAUAUGAGAGUGAGAGAUAUAUCCAAAAGAUUCUUUUUAUUGCGACAAAAGCAGCUGGGGGGCUUGCCACUAUUGAAUAUGGGAUGAGUGAUGAUAAUUAUGUGGAGAACACUGGAAGGAGGAUGCACUCGGGGGCUAGUGGUUCUUCUGACGAUGUAGGCGGCCGGUAUAGCCCCAAGAGGAGCAUAUGUGAAGGGAGAGGAGAGAUAUCCAAUGCUAGGUUUGAGUACUUCUUUUUGGAGGUUAUACAUACGCUCAUGGAGGUGGAAGAUAUUCUCCGGAUCUACUAUGACGAGAAAUAUAAAUGGCUUGUGGGAUCUCUUAUGAAGCAUGGAGAGGUGAAUAGUGCAAAGAGAACAGAGAUAUUCAGACUUGUAGCUCGAAAGGCAAACAUCAUUAGCGGGAACAGUCUUAUCUAUCACAUGUUGAAGCAUGCGAGCUGGAUAAAGAAGUCUUGUGUGGGAAUCCUCACAGAAUAUCUUGAGUCGAAUCUCUAUCCUCAGAUCAUUCUCCAGGUCAACAUGAAUAUCCUGGAAAGGGGAGGAAGGUUAUGCAGAAAGGAAGGAUCUGACAAUAGCAGUGUGGUCAAGGAAUGUGAAUUUCUUGUGGGAGAAGCCACGGGUGUCCUGAAAAGGUAUGAUGUGAUGCAUCUGAACCAGAAGGAGAUAGUCCUGAGCUUUUUCAGUAUUUUUGAAAUGUUCUUUUCCCAAGAGGACGGCGAGUUUUUGUUUAUAAUUCCAUACAUAAGAGAGUAUUUUGAGAAAUGUAAGCCGAUAUCGGACAUAUUCUAUAGGUUCCUCAAGAAGAUUUUUCAGGAGCGGAAGCCCAACAAAUAUACACGAAACCUCAAGGUCACCAUGUUUGGAGAGAUCCAAAGAUACUUUGUUGUUCAUUCGAACUGUGUUCCCAGCACGAGAUUCAUAACUCUUCUUUUGAAUUACACGGGGGAUGAAUCUAUGUCUUUUUGCUGCAAGAUAUUGUACCUGACAAAGGAUUACUUCAUGGCCCGGACGCUGAAGCCUUUUAUAAAGGAAAGGGUUAUGGGGCGGCUUCGGGUGCUCUUCCACGAGACUGAUAACAAGGACAUACUGUAUCUCUUGAUGGACCUUGUUGAGCAUGACAUUUCUAGAGAUGACCAUUACAAGAUACUGUGUCUCCUGAACACCAGGAAGGUUUUGAACGAACAGCUGGUUCGGGAAUUAUACAAAGGCCGCUAUUCCAGCAUUGAGGAGGCUUUAUUUUCCGAGUUUGGAUGUGAGGUGUUGGAGCCCUAUGACCUAGAACUAGACAAAAGAAUGUAUGAGGGAGGAAGUGGAGGAAGUAAAGGUUGCGAGAACGAGGUCUGUGGGGAAAAGCCUUUAAGAUGUACUCGGAUAGCUCUGAUUGAUUAUGAGAAGCAUUUCAGAUGA
Messenger RNA from Encephalitozoon hellem ATCC 50504, 1803 nucleotides. RefSeq lists its product as uncharacterized. The record is from RefSeq and is a predicted model, not a curated record. Bases 1 to 1803 code for a protein of 600 amino acids. Lineage: Eukaryota; Fungi; Microsporidia; Unikaryonidae. The transcript has a single exon.